Gorilla gorilla gorilla (western lowland gorilla) is the source of this 1596-nucleotide messenger RNA. RefSeq names its product atherin-like. The record is from RefSeq and is a predicted model, not a curated record. Lineage: Eukaryota; Metazoa; Chordata; Mammalia; Primates; Hominidae. The transcript has 3 exons. Bases 1 to 744 code for a protein of 247 amino acids.
AUGCUUGUUCUGCUUGUAGUUUAUUUUCUCCACCUUGGAGGCCCGGGAUGUGGGGGGUGGGGGGGGUGGGGCGGGGAUCCAGAGGGGACAGGGCGGGAGGGGGGCGAGCGUCCCGGGCCGGGCGGGGUAGGGAGCGCGGCCGGACGCGGGCUCGUCAAGGCCCAAUGGCUGCUGUUCGGAGCCGGAGGCCGGGGACCGGAGAAAGAAGGAGCGGAGAAAGAGAAGGAGGAGAGCACGGCCCGGCUGGGACAGAAGCGGUGGGACCCUGGGAGGCCUCCGCUGUGCCCGUGCCGCGCUCCUCGGGACCAGCGCGUCGCACACAAAGGGGCUGCCGAGCCAGAGGCACCAGCGGCCUCAGGGCACCGUGGGGAGCGCGCAGCGAGGGGGCGCUGUGGCGCACCCCGCCCCGCAGCCCCGCCCCCGGCCCUCCCCGGCCCCACCCCACUCCCACCGCCCUCUCCGCGGCCGUCCCCAUCUCUAUCUCCGCGACCCCCACUCCUCCUCGGCUAUUCCCCAACCCUGUCACUGUGCUCCCCUCCCUACUCCCGGCCCGUAGUGGAGGUGACUAUCCGGCGCAGCGCCGCUCCUGAGGGCGGAGAACCCACAGGGAGUGCGACCUCUUUGCACGCUGUGAGUGGGCAACUGUCCGAGGGACUCGAGCCGAUCGAAGGCUGGACGCCCUAUAGGGCUCUUGGCAGUCCACGAAAGACCUGGAGUCCGCCUCCCCAUUUCUCCGGUCGGUGAGUGGCAGGAGGAAAUCGCCAAUCAUGUUUUCCCGCUUUGCCUCCCCAACUCGGAAACUUGCAACUUGCCGUGUCCUGGAGGUUGAGACAAUUUGGGGUCUCUUGGCUGCUGUCCAACAGAUUUAUCUCUGAGGGCAGUGUCCUCGGUGGGAGGUCCAAGUAGGAGUGGGCGACAUUUACCUCCAUCUCAUGACGGAGCAGCCCUGCACACUAGGGCCCAAAACUCUGCGAAGGAGCUUGGAAGUUCUUCAUCCGUUCCACUUGUUUUGCUACUCCACACACCCUUCUAGGACAUGUUGAUUGCCAACUGCUCUGUGCAACUUUCCCAUAGCUGUCUGUUCCCGUGCAUUUCGGAGCACCAAGCAAAUACGAGCAGAGAGACCUGGAAAAAAAAAUUAUGAAGACAGUAUUAAUGAUAAAAUUAACAUGGCUGAGUGAAUUGUCAAUGCAAGUUCCUUUACUAACUCUUUGUUAAGUUUUGCUUUGUACUCCUUACAUCCUCUUUCUCUUAAGCCAUUGUUUUAAUUUCUUCUCGUUAUCAUUUUUAAAAGUAACAGAAAUACAGCUUUCUUCCUACCUUCACAAUUGACUUGGUGGAGGUUGGGUUGCAAAGAGGAAGCAGUAAGAAAAAAUAAUUAUUCUAUACAUUCACAAGUCCUUCAAGGCACAAAAUAAAAGUAAGAAAUAGAAAAUAUGUCCUUUCUCCUAAUAAAGCUCUUUAUAACAAAAUUUAAAUGAAGUUUUGUGUUUCAUAACAGCUUCCCAAAUACUGUUGUAGAUACUAAAAUGUGCCUGUAUGUAUUUCCUUCCACAAUAAUAAUAGUAAUAAUAAACUUUUUAGGUCCAAAUUAAA